This is a messenger RNA of Acipenser ruthenus (sterlet), 3124 nucleotides long. RefSeq names its product ribonucleoprotein PTB-binding 2. The record is from RefSeq and is a predicted model, not a curated record. Gene Ontology annotation, molecular function: mRNA binding. Lineage: Eukaryota; Metazoa; Chordata; Actinopteri; Acipenseriformes; Acipenseridae. The transcript is spliced from 16 exons. Bases 192 to 2777 code for a protein of 861 amino acids. Gene Ontology annotation, cellular component: cytosol.
UGAACAGCAGGUGGCGCCAGGCAUUUAUUUUGUUUUGGAAGCCUUAUACUACCCUGGCUCGUAGUUUUUCGCCUGCACUGGAGUGUCGAUGAUAAUUAAAAAAAAAAAAAAAAAAAAGAGCAGCAGUAAAAACCACAACCGCCUACCUCCUGUGUGCCUGCCUGCACUCACUUGCAACAGAGCUGUUCAAAAUGGCGGCAGCUUCCUCUUUCCAGUUGCCGUUGAUACACAAUUUAAACCGGAGAAAUUCCCCCGUACCGGACUCGGACAGCCCCGAGAACCGACAAGAUGAUGAACCAGGAGUCGAAGGACCCAGCCUACGAGUUUUAGCAGAUUUGGAGCCCGAAGAGAUCGAGAGGAGGUUGGAGAAAACUCGCCGGGAGCUCAGCAACAGGAGAAAAAUUCUCAUGAAGAACCUGCCACAAGACAUUAGUAACCAGGAAGUUCAUGACAUUUUAAAAGAAUAUGAGCUAAAAUACUGUUAUGUGGACAGAAAUAAAGGGACAGCGUUUGUAACAUUAUUAAACGGGGAGCAGGCGCAGGAUGCCAUCCGUAUAUUCCACCAGACUAAUCUCAGGGGAAGAGAACUCUCCGUCCAGCUUCAGCCAACAGACUCCUUGCUGUGCAUCACAAACCUGCCCCACACUUACACUCUGCAGCAGUUUGAGGAGUUGGUCCGCAUGUACGGGAACAUCGAGAGGUGCUUCCUGGCUUGCAGUGAAGUCACGGGACAUUCCAAGGGUUAUGGGUUUGUGGAAUAUAUGAAGAAGGACUCCGCCUCGAAGGCCAGGUCAGAACUGUUAGGCAGGCAGCUGGGGGAUCGCACUGUCAUGGUCCAGUGGACAGACGUCAACCAGCUGACUGCUGACAAUCUUCAUUCCAAGUGUCUUUGUGUAGAUAAACUUCCUUCAGACUUCAGUGACAGCGAAGAGCUGGAAGAAAUGUUCUCCAAAAUAAGCAAACCUGUUUUCUGCCAGCUUGCUCAGGAUGAAGGCAGCCCCAUUGGAGGCUUUGCCGUUCUGGAGUACGAGACUGCAGAGCAGGCUGAGGAAGUCCUGAGGGAAAUGGACAGGCAAGCGAUCGGAGGCAGUGAAGUCCGAGUUUCCUUCUGUGCGCCGGGGACUGCAGGCAGGAGCACGCUGGCCGCACUCAUUGCUGCACAAGGGGUGAUGGCUAACAAGAAAGGCCUUCUUCCCGAGCCUAGCAUUGCCCAGAUGUUAAACAGCAUGACUAACCCUGCUGCACUACAAGUCCUGAUGAGACCCUACCAUGCUGCCACUGCUGGUAAACCUCCUGGGAUUGUUGGUCUACCGCAAGGCAUGCCCUAUCUGCGCAGCCCACCAUUGACUGCAGCACUGCUGCAGCUUGGAAAAGUCCAGCAGCUUCCUUUCUUCCAGAAUGCCAUGCUUGGUAAUGGGCUGGUGUUGCAGAAUAUCUGGCGGAUGCAGCUUGCACAUCAACAGCUAGUUCAGCUAAAGGAAAAGCAGGCACACCAUGCAUCCAGCCUCUUUGGAGAUCCUUCCAGAGUGCUGCUGCAGAAGGCCAUGGGGAUGCGAGCCGCUCCUCCGGUGAAUAUGGGUAAAGGGCUUUUGGGAGACUCUCCUAACGGUUUGUCUUCAGAGGCAGGUCCGACAGCCCCUCAGACCCCAGGUGAGCAGGCUGGCAUGAUGGCGUACAUGUCCAGUCGACGACACCUGGGACACGCUGCCGUGGAGCAGGACAGGGGAGCCGAGACACAAGCCAGUGCCAUGGGGGGCUCAGCUGGGACCCCUCCAGGCGGACACGGCUAUCUUCAGGGCCUUCCAAAUCCCAUGGUGCUUGCAGGAGCACAAAAGCAGCAAAGUCUGCCAGGGAGCAAUGAAAGCAGCUCCACUGUAGGGACUGCGUCUAGCAGCCAGACGUCCCUGCUGGGAGAGCCACCUAAAGAACUGAAAGUGCCUUCCAACCCAUAUCUGAACAUGGCGAGCGUGCUUCCAGGCGUGCUUUUACAGGCUGCAGCUCCACAUGGCAGUAAGCCUCAAUCUGCUCAGCAUCACAGUGGAGUAGUUUACGGAUCUACACUGAAUCCUACAGUCUCUCAGACUUCUGGACCGUAUGCAGUGGAGAACACUACUGAUUAUUCUCAGCAAUACGGAGAAUAUUCACAGGAAGCCAUGCAGCAGUGGUAUCAGCAUUAUCAAGCGCAGGGCUAUGCCAGUAACUCCUCGGAGGCAGGGCUGGUCGAGUAUGGAAAGGAACAGACUGAGAUGUCUGCUUAUGCACAGCCAACUUCAAGCUCUUCAGACACUUACUACAACCAGGCGACAGCCACAGCAGCCUAUGGGGAUUAUAAUUCUUACAUGCAGGCUGUAUCUCAGUACUACUCUCAGACACACAUGGCCCAAGCAGCUUUACAAUCUGGUUAUCAACAAAGAGCAGCAAACAAGGAGGCAGACAUGGCCAAAGCUAUCUUGGGAACCUCGCUUCAGUGUGCUAGCAAUGGCAGUGUCAGGAGCACUCCCCAGUCCACUGCAAUGCCAGCGUACAACUCUGUAUCCUUGAUGUCUGGAUACGUGGUCGGACAGCCAACAGCAGCCAGCUCUGUGACCCCUUUACAAACUGGACGUGCUGGCUUAGACUGGAGCCAGUACUAUUAUAACAAUUCGAGGGGUCAGAAGCGAGAUUAUUCCCAUCUGCCAUCCCAAGAAGCAACACCAGAGGAAGGAUAUGUUGGUCAGCAUUCACAGGGGCUGGGGGGUCAAUAUGCAGACUUGUAUUUCAAAAAGAAGAGAAUUUAGAGGGAUUGCAGCACCGACGGUACCUCUUGGUAUUGUUUCCCCCAUGUGCUUUUUGGUACCUCUACUAAAGUUGCUGGUGUCUUUGUCCAUGCCUUAACUCUGAACUGUGUCUUCUCAGUUGAUGUUUAAAAUGAGAAACAUAUUUUCAAUGUAAAUGUGCAUUUUUAUAAUGCAUACUUGCCUCUUUUUGUAUGUGCAUUAAUGCAGAGACCUUAUUGCUGGUUACCGAAUGGGGCUUGUUUAUAAGUUGUCUCAAAAAAAAAAAAAAUAAUAAUAUUAAUUUAAAUAAUGGAAGAACUCAAACCUGUAUAAAUUUCUACUUUUAAUAAACGGUGUAAUUUGCUCAA